AUGUCGGCGCCAAUCUUUGCACAAGAGGUGAGUGCGAAGCGAUUGCGUCACAUUCCGCUCCAACCCCGACUUUGCCUCCCUUGCUCAACCUUGCCCCGGCGCGCUGAUCGAUAGGCGACGCAAGAGCGGGCAGAGAAUGCUCGUCUAUCUUCCUUUGUCGGUGCGCUGGCUCUGGGAGACUUGGUCAAGACCACGCUGGGUCCCAAAGGCAUGAACAAGAUCCUUCAGAGCGUAGGAUCCAACGACAUCGUAGUCACCAAUGAUGGAGCUACGAUUCUGAAAUCCAUCCACCUCGACAAUCCAGCUGCCAAAAUCCUCGUCAACAUUUCCAAGGUGCAGGAUGACGAGGUUGGAGAUGGAACGACGUCGGUCUGCGUGCUUGCUGCUGAAUUGCUCAGAGAGGCGGAAAAGUUGAUCGAGAUGCGCAUACAUCCUCAGACCAUCGUAGAGGGCUAUCGCAUCGCUACUGCGGCCGCAUUGAGAGCGCUCGACGCAUCUGCAAAAGACAAUGGGUGGGUUUGGCGUGGUGAAUGGACUGCAUUGCCGUGGCUGAAUUCCAGCUCGUCUCCCGCGUCUCUCGACUUUUAGAAAGGUACCCGAAGCAUUUCGACAAGAUCUCUUCAACAUUGCCAAGACAACGCUCUCCUCCAAGGUGCUGUCUGCGGACAAGGACUACUUUGCCAAUCUGGCAGUGGACGCCGUGCUCAGGCUAAAAGGCUCGACAAAUUUGGAGAAUAUACAAAUCAUCAAAAAGGUCGGCGGCAAGUUGGAGCAUAGCUACCUGGACGAAGGAUUCAUUCUCGACAAGCGCAUCGGCACCAACUGCCCCAAGCGUCUUGAAGGGGCAAGAAUCCUCAUCGCCAACACCUCGAUGGACACGGACAAGAUCAAAGUGUUCGGAGCUCGAGUCAAGGUGCAGGGAACGGGUCAAUUGGCGGAGCUGGAGAGAGCAGAGAGGGAAAAGAUGAAGGCAAAGGUGGACCGCAUCAAGGCGCACGGCAUCAACUGCUUCAUCAACAGGCAGCUGAUCUACAACUACCCCGAGAGCAUCCUGGCAGAGGCGGGCAUCAUGAGCAUCGAGCAUGCCGAUUUUGAAGGCGUCGAAAGGCUGGCUUUGGUCACUGGAGGCGAGAUUGCUAGCACGUUUGACAGGCCGGACUUGGUCAAGCUCGGUGCUUGCGAUACCAUCGAGGAGAUCAUCAUUGGCGAGGACAGGGUGAGCUGCUGCCCAUGUGAUGCAAGCUGCAGUCGCGGCCAAGGACGCUCACUUACUCACUCACGCUCCCCUCUUUGCCCUCCAUCAGCUCAUCAAGUUCUCUGGCGUUGCUGCGGGAGAGGCUUGCACAGUGGUGCUGAGAGGUGCGACUACUCAAAUGGUAGACGAAGCCGAAAGAUCGCUGCACGAUGCUCUCAGCGUACUCUCUCAAACGGUCAAGGAGACGCGGGUGACUCUGGGAGGAGGAUGCGCUGAGAUGGCCAUGAGCAAAGAGGUGGAUGAGGAAGCUAGAAAGACUCCUGGAAAGAAGGCCAUUGCUGCCGAAGCCUUUGGACAUGCUCUCAGGCAGGUAAGUGGCGCGUCAUGAUGUCGCAAUGUCUGUCCCUUUUUUGCUAAAUGCCGCAGACCGCCCCCGCCUCUCACGCUCGCAUACGUAGCUGCCAACGAUCCUCGCAAACAAUGCGGGUUUGGAUUCAUCCGAUCUCGUCGCGCGUCUACGAGCCGCUCAUCAGGCCGGCGACUCUUCUGCCGGUCUCGAUUUGAAUGCCGGCAAAGUUGCUAGCAUGAUCGAUUUGGGCGUAACGGAAAGCUACAAGCUCAAGAGAGCGGUGGUCAACAGCGCGGCCGAGGCUGCCGAGCUGAUUCUUCGUGUUGACGACGUGCUCAGGGCGACACCGAGGAAGCGCGAGGCGCAUUGA
Messenger RNA from Ceraceosorus bombacis, 1914 nucleotides. The record is from the annotation of a GenBank genome assembly. NCBI's taxonomy places the organism in Eukaryota, Fungi, Basidiomycota, Exobasidiomycetes, Ceraceosorales, Ceraceosoraceae.